CACCCAAAAUGUCAAUAAUCUGGUGGAAAAUCGACAACGUUUUGCAAUUUUGCAAAGUUUUCGAAAGUUUGCUGGAUUUUUAAAAUUCUGUUUGCUUGACUUGCUGUGAAUUUCAGGAGAGUUGGACAAAUUUAAGAGCUUCCCCUUUGCAUUCUCACGUAAAUUCCUUAAAAACCAAAGUUCGUCCUCCAAGUUUACACGAUGGAAGCCCCCAGCGGAGCUCCUCCCAAGCAGAAACGCCGUCCUCGGAAGCACAAGCCGAAGCUAACCAAGCCGGACACUUCCGGUGAGAAUCCCACUCCGGCGAUCCCCGAGAGCAAACCGGUGACGGAACCCGCGAGUGAGUUGCAGCGCAAUCCAAGCAAGAGAAAUCGCAAACGAAACCGAAACAAGUCGAAAGUGGAAUCGAUUGAAGCGAUCCCGUUGGAGGAGAUUUUCCCGGGUAAUAAGGUUUAUCCGUUGGAGGGGCAAACUGUUGGCAGAAAGACAGGUUCUGCUGGGGUGGCGACGGGAAACGGUCCUGUUACGGUGAAGAAGACAAGUUUGGUUGGGUUUAGAAACGCUGAGAUUGAGAAUCUUGCGCUGGAAGGAAUCUUUCCAUCGUUUGGCAAGAGAAUAUUUAUCAGUAAUAAAAAAGAGAGCUUCCCUGGGAUCGAAGAUAUUCAACUUGAAGGAAUAUUCCCUUCACCAGAAACUUACACGUUCGAAAGUAAUGCAAUUGCGAGGAAGCUUAAAAUUGUAACGAACUCCUCGAAAGCAAUUCAGAAGCAGAGUUGUGCUAAACCGAUUCCGGGAAUCAUCGACAUCUCAGCAGAGGACAUUUUUCCAUCAGCACAAAAACAACAAGCAGAUCCUGAACCCACGAUGAAUCCUCCCAAAACGGAGAAAUCUAAAGAAGAGGUAAAAGCCGAACGAGAGGCCAAGAAGAAGGCGAAACAAGAAGCCAAGACGAAGGUCAAGCCUGAAAAACCAGCAACCAAUGAUUCGUCAUCGCCGGCGUUGCAAAAAUCCAGCACCGACUCCAGCAUCUCGGAAAAGCUCGAAAAGCUGCACAUUUCGGACGCCAAGCCAGAGGCGACGACAGCCGCCGCUCCAUCCGACCCCAAGCAGCUGAGCAAAGCCGAGCGAAAGGCCCUGUUUGAGGCGCAAAACCCUAAACUGGCCACCGGCGCCGCAAAGACAGAGCCGAAACCUGUCUCCAAGGCGGAACGUCGCGCCCUGCAGGAAGCUCAACGUGCGGCCAAGGCUGAAGUUCAGGCCAAAAAGGCAGCAGUCCCAGCGGCAACUCCGCAGAAACAGCAACCCGCCCCAGCCCCCUCAGCUCAAAAACCAACCCAGAAGAAAGCCUCAACCGCCGCCACGGCCAAGCAAACCCAACAGCAGCAACCGCACAUGGUCAAGCUGUUCAACCAUCUGUACACGAAAAAGUUUGCCGCCGAAGAGAUUGUCAACUCGCCAACUCUCCACCCGGCCAUCGUUAAACUUGGCCUCCAGUAUGCCGACGGGAUUGUGGCCGGCUCGAAGAGUCGCUGCCUGGCCUUCCUGGAGGCGCUCAAGGCCGUCAUCGGCCACUACGAAACCCCGCCGGAGAAGGAGUUUGGGCGGGGCUUCGAGGAGACGCUCACGCCCAACAUCGUGUACCUGCAAAAGUGCCGCCCCUUUUCGGUGUCGAUGACGAACGCGCUCAAGUACAUCAACAUGUACGUGCGCCAGCUGGACGCGAAGAACUCCGAGUCGAAGCAAAAAGAGUUCCUGUUCGAAGCGAUCGACACCUACAUCCGGGACCAGAUCGAGAAGGCCGAAGAGGCCAUUUGCAUUUCGGUCCAGGAGAAGAUCUACGACGGCGACGUGCUGCUCACGUACGGCUGCUCCUCGCUCAUCCGACGCAUCCUCGAGGAAGCGCACCGGCGCACGAAGCGAUUCCGCGUGGUCAUCGUAGACUCGCGGCCACGCACCGGCGAACACGACAUGCUGCGCCAGCUGGUGGCCCAGGGCGUCGACUGCACGGUGGUGCUGAUCAACGCCAUCAGCUACGUCAUUCCCGAGGUGACCAAGGUGCUGCUGAGUGCGCACGCCCUGCUGGCCAACGGCUGCGUCAUGUCCCGCGUCGGAACGGCCCAGAUUGCGCUGGUGGCCAAGUCGUACAACGUGCCGGUGCUGGUUUGCUGCGAGACGCACAAGUUCAGCGAGCGCGUCCAAACCGAUGCGUUCGUGUACAAUGAAAUCGGCAACCCGAACGAGCUCAUCCUGGACUCGGGCACCCGCGAGAACCGACUGCACAACCCGCUGGCCGAGUGGGAAUCGAUCAGCCAUCUGACGCCGCUCAACAUGCACUACGACGUGACGCCGCCGGAGCUGGUGACGGCCGUCGUGACCGAGGUGGCCAUUCUGCCCUGCACCAGCGUGCCCGUCAUUUUGCGCAUCAAACCCUCCGAGGUGGGAUAUUAGAAGGGGAGGGCUCUUUGCAUGCAGCUCUUUGUGUGAUGACGAACGAUUGAUUGUAAUCUUGUUGUUGAUUCGACUAUUGGAGAGAAGUUUAGUCGAACGUUGGUCAAAAUUAAAAUAUAUUUGAGUGCAAAUUUUGAUAUCCUGGCA
Messenger RNA from Culex pipiens pallens (northern house mosquito), 2595 nucleotides. RefSeq names its product translation initiation factor eIF-2B subunit delta (gene eIF2Bdelta). The record is from RefSeq and is a predicted model, not a curated record. Lineage: Eukaryota; Metazoa; Arthropoda; Insecta; Diptera; Culicidae. The transcript is spliced from 6 exons. Bases 202 to 2448 code for a protein of 748 amino acids.